Neoarius graeffei (lesser salmon catfish) is the source of this 1657-nucleotide messenger RNA. It is a transcript of the gene gpr22b, whose product is annotated as G protein-coupled receptor 22b. The transcript is spliced from 2 exons. The record is from RefSeq and is a predicted model, not a curated record. The coding region runs from base 245 to 1657 and encodes 470 amino acids. Lineage: Eukaryota; Metazoa; Chordata; Actinopteri; Siluriformes; Ariidae. Gene Ontology annotation, biological process: G protein-coupled receptor signaling pathway. Gene Ontology annotation, molecular function: peptide binding; G protein-coupled receptor activity. Gene Ontology annotation, cellular component: membrane.
CAAAAAGGGGUUUCUAACUGGGAGAGAUAUAGGACAGUUUUAUCCAUGACCCACAGGGAAUGUGGAUACUGGCCUAAUAUUGUUAAACCAGAACAUGGCUGUGGCCUAAGAAUUGCAAUCAGUUUAAUAAAAAAAAAAUUAAAGAAGUGCCAACCUACUGUGGAAACCAGGAGAUGUGAAUUCCCUCCUGGACUGCAAGGAUUGCAAAAGGUGCAAAACUCUCCUUUGAAAAUGAUUGGGUGCGAUGUUCGAUUUGGGCUCCACCCAGACUCUUCUGGGCCAACCACAGGCUGUGGAUACUGAGAGAGACUGGAGAGGGGUAAGUUUCUCCGAGAUAAUGCACAAGCCUAUCCCUUCAGCACAGGAGGAAGAAAGCACCAUGAGUAACGUUACAGUCUUGGACAUCACUGAGACCGCAAGCCCAGCCAUGACGGCGGAUGAACCUCACUCCUAUCCCCUCAGUUUCCAGGUCUCCCUGACCGGCUUCCUGAUGCUGGAGAUAGUGUUGGGCCUGAGCAGCAACCUCACUGUGCUCGUCCUGUACUGCAUGAAGUCCAACCUGGUCAACUCCGUUAGCAACAUCGUGACCAUGAACCUGCAUGUGCUUGAUGUGCUGGUGUGUGUGUGCUGCAUCCCACUGACCAUUGUCGUGUUGCUUCUCUCACUGCAAGGUGACACUGUGCUGGUCUGCUGCUUCCAUGAGGCCUGCGUGUCCUUCGCUAGCGUGGCUACGGCUGCAAAUGUGUUAGCCAUCACACUCGACCGCUACGAUAUCUCUGUCAAACCAGCCAAUCGUGUGCUCACCAUGGGCCGAGCGGUGGCUUUGUUGGGGGGCAUCUGGGUGCUGUCUUUUCUUAGUUUCCUGGUGCCCUUCAUUGAGGUGGGCUUCUUCAGACCAGAGCCAACCAAAGCUAACCAGACUGCUGUAGUGCACGUUAAUGAGUAUUACACAGAAUUAGGCUUGUAUUACCACCUGGUUGCACAGAUCCCCAUCUUCUGCUUUACUGCCGUGGUCAUGCUGGUUACUUACUCUAAAAUCCUGCAGGCACUAAACAUCCGCAUCGGAACACGUUUCCAUGCCUCACAGAAGAAAAAGAAGAUGCGAUGGAAAAAGAACAUCUCACUCAUGUCGUCUUCACAACAGCAGCUGCCCGAAGUCACAGAUGGCUCUCAGGGUAGCAGUGGGAACCGUAACGUGCCACUGGGCAUGAGAGCCUCAGUGUCUGUGAUCAUUGCCCUACGGCGAGCUGUGAAACGUCACCGCGAGCGACGGGAAAGACAGAAACGGGUGUUCCGCAUGUCACUCCUUAUCAUCUCCACUUUCCUGCUGUGUUGGACCCCGAUUACUGUUCUAAACAGCAUCAUCCUCAGCACAGGCCCCAGUGACCUCAAUGUGAAGCUACGUCUGGGCCUCCUGGUCAUGGCGUAUGGAACAACAGUCUUCCAUCCGCUCCUUUACGCUUUCACGCGGCAGAAAUUUCAAAAGGUUCUAAAAAGUAAGAUGAAAAAGCGGGUGGUGUCCAUCAUUGAGACAGAUCCAAUGCCCACCAAUUCAGUCAUAAAAAACUCAUGGAUUGAUCCAAAGAGGAAUAAAAAAGUGACAUUUGAAGAUCAUGAAGCCAAACAAAAGUGUCUGUCAUCUGAGGAUGUUGACUAA